Messenger RNA from Trichosurus vulpecula (common brushtail), 994 nucleotides. RefSeq names its product putative homeobox protein NANOG2. Gene Ontology annotation, biological process: regulation of transcription by RNA polymerase II. The transcript has 4 exons. NCBI's taxonomy places the organism in Eukaryota, Metazoa, Chordata, Mammalia, Diprotodontia, Phalangeridae. The coding region runs from base 134 to 994 and encodes 286 amino acids. The record is from RefSeq and is a predicted model, not a curated record. Gene Ontology annotation, molecular function: RNA polymerase II cis-regulatory region sequence-specific DNA binding; DNA-binding transcription factor activity, RNA polymerase II-specific.
CUCUUUGGUUUGGCUUAGUUCUGCUCGGCCUGGCCCAGCCCAGCCUAGCCUACUCCACUCCAGCUCAGCUCAGUUCACCUCCUGGCUCAUCCUCAAAGCAGGUUAAAGAAGAAUAUAAUUCCCUGUGGAAACUAUGGACUGCUCCGGGACCUCUCCUUCAAACUCAGGACCAUGGAUAUUUAGUGAUAUGGGAAGCUCAACAGUGGAACCCAACUCCGAAUCCAGUGAUACUGACAGACUCAUGGGAAGCUCAACAGUGGAACCUAAGUCCAGAUCCUUAAAUGAUGGUUCCAAUAAGGAAAAUAAAGUCAGGAAGAGGACAGCCUACAGCCAAGCACAACUUAAGGAACUGCACACUUAUUUCAAUCAGAAUGCAUAUCUUGAUCCCUCACAGAUGGGACACAUAUCUAGAAAACUGGGGCUCACCCGCGGUCAGGUAAGAAAAUGGUUCCAGAAUAUGAGAAUGAAGAGGAAAAAACAGAUGAAUGUUUCAGCCCAGGAAUUUCAGUUAUCAAAAACAUGUGACCUAUCAGUAAUGAACCCCAGUAGGAAUUUAGAUGUUGCCCAGCUCGACGUUGCCCAGCUCGACGUUGCCCAGCCCGGAGUUGCCCAGCCCGAUGUUGCCCAGCCUGGCAUUACCCAGCCUGGCGUUACAUUGCAGCAAGUUUCUUGGACAAAUAACAAUACUCACGCAAUUCAAAUGGACAACCAAUCCUGGAAUUACUUCUGUCAUUUACAUAAACAACAACAGAGGACAGCUGAGUUCUCAACUGGCUAUUAUUACCAAGCAACUGUUGUUCCCACUUAUUCCAACCCUUACUUAGAGCCUCAUGCUUUUCAGUCAAACUAUGGAAUGGACCAGUCCUGGAGUAUGUCCUCAAGAGAUAACUGGCAACAGCAACAAAAUAGAGGAAAUUACCAAGCUGGCCUGGUUUAUGACCACCCUGAAGCCAACUCAUUGACUAGGGAAUAUACAGACUUCACUCAACUUUAA